This is a messenger RNA of Triticum dicoccoides, 754 nucleotides long. RefSeq lists its product as uncharacterized. The record is from RefSeq and is a predicted model, not a curated record. Gene Ontology annotation, biological process: protein folding; ERAD pathway. Gene Ontology annotation, molecular function: calcium ion binding. Bases 138 to 602 code for a protein of 154 amino acids. Gene Ontology annotation, cellular component: endoplasmic reticulum; endoplasmic reticulum membrane. The transcript has 4 exons. Lineage: Eukaryota; Viridiplantae; Streptophyta; Magnoliopsida; Poales; Poaceae.
CGCCCCAUCCACAUCCCCAUCCACCUGCUGCCGCCAUCCACUCUCGCCGCCCCCGUCCACCACCUCGUACCACGCCGCUGACCACCAUCCACUCUCGCGUGCACACGACCUCCUCGCUCUUCGCAACUGCUCCAUGUAUGCCGCCUGGUUCCAUCGAGCCCCGGCGUCUCCCACCACCGCGCAGCACCGCGCCGAGCUUGCCUCGUUCUGCUGCGUCCUCUACUCCGGCUGGAUCCACCAUGUCCGCAGUAGAGGAGCGGGUGGGAAGCACCAAACAAGGCCAUGUCAUGGAGGUUCUGCUCAGGCAACCCUGCACUGCUUGCAGCCGACGCCGUGGAGGUAUCCAAACCUCACAGGACUACAGGUUCUAUGCCAUCUCGGCGGAGUACCCUGAGUUCAGCAACAAGGAGAAGACACUCGUGCUGCAGUUCACGGUGAAGCAUGAGCAAAAGCUUGUCUGCGGUGGUGGUUACAUCAAGUUGCUCGGAGAUGUUUUGCAUCAGCCUGUCAUUGCUAAGGAAGAAGCAGUACUUGAAGAAGCAGACUAUAUGUUUUCUUGUUGUGAAGCACUAGAUAGUUCUAUUUAUUCUUUCCUGUUCUAGAGUAUUUCAGCAGCUGAAUGCUUGAAUACGUAAUGUUGUAGGUUGCUUGGAUCUGUAUAAAAUACGGAUGUGAUGGAAAUUUGUAGAAUGUGAGUUUUGAGAUAUUUCUGUAAUAUUCAGCUAAUUGGUGGUGAUUCAUAUUGUUAUUCAAA